Cynara cardunculus var. scolymus (artichoke) is the source of this 888-nucleotide messenger RNA. RefSeq lists its product as uncharacterized. The record is from RefSeq and is a predicted model, not a curated record. Lineage: Eukaryota; Viridiplantae; Streptophyta; Magnoliopsida; Asterales; Asteraceae. The coding region runs from base 1 to 888 and encodes 295 amino acids. The transcript has 2 exons.
AUGAAAGACAAAAAUGUAGAUGUACAGUUUAAGAAGUUAUUGGACAUCUUUAAGCAACUCCACAUUAACAUACAUUUGGUAGAAGCUCUCGAGCAAGUGCCUAGUUAUGUUAAAUUUUUGAAAGACAUCCUCAAUAAAAAGAGAAGACUUAGUGAAUUUGAGACUGUGUCUUUGACAAAGGAAUGUAGUGCCCUUCUUACUUGCAAAAUUCCCCCAAAAUUAAAAGACCCGGGAAGUUUCACCAUCCCGUGCUCUAUUGGUGGGAAAGAGGUAGGCCAUGCUUUGUGUGACCUUGGGGCAAGUAUAAAUCUCAUGCCUUUGUCCAUUUUUAAUCAGUUGGGAAUUGGGGAAGUUCGACCUACUACCGUGACUUUGCAAUUAGCGGAUAGGUCCUUGGCAUAUCCGAAARRUAAAAUUGAAGACAUCUUGGUUAAAGUGGACAAAUUCAUCUUUCCAGCCGACUUUCUAGUGUUAGAUUAUGAAGCCGAUAGGAAUGUUCUGAUCAUCUUAGGGAGACCCUUUAUUGCUACGGGUAGGACAUUGAUUGAUGUACAAAAGGGUGAGUUGACCUUGAGAGUAAAUGACCAGCAGUGGAGAGACUGUGUCCACAGUGGAGACACUGUCGGCAUGGCAGAAGACAUUUGUGAAGAAGACUUACUUGAGGACAUAGCUGCCUUUGAACAGUUAGAUUUUAAAGAUAUACCAACCCAAACCCCGUCCAUUAUAGAAGCACCCGAUUUGGAGUUAAAACCACUGCCUUCACAUCUUAAGUAUGCAUAUCUUAUCGAAGGAGAAAAAUUGCCCGUGAUUAUUUCUUCCAACUUAAGUAGUGAACAAGAGGAAAGGUUGAUAGAUUUGUUGAAAGACCAUAAGAAAACUUUCGGUUAG